Messenger RNA from Macaca mulatta (Rhesus monkey), 4971 nucleotides. RefSeq names its product LDL receptor related protein 12 (gene LRP12). The record is from RefSeq and is a predicted model, not a curated record. Gene Ontology annotation, molecular function: protein binding. NCBI's taxonomy places the organism in Eukaryota, Metazoa, Chordata, Mammalia, Primates, Cercopithecidae. Gene Ontology annotation, cellular component: plasma membrane.
CGCGUCCGCCACCCCCUCGCCUCGCGCCGCCGCGCGAGCUCCUUGCCCUUGCCCCCAGGAGGUUCGCCCCGCGUGGGGCUCUCGCACCGUCCGGGGUGGGAGCAGGCGAGCCGGAGGGACGAGAAAGGAGGGAGCGCGCGCGGGCGGCGGCGGCCCCUCCCCUCCUCCUCCCCCUCCCGCCGCCGCGGAGAGCGCAGGGAGCAGCCGGGGGCUCGGCGGCGGCGGCGGCGUCUACCCCCAGCUCCUCCUUCCUCCCUCCUCCUCCAUCUCCUCCUCUCUCUCUCCAUCUGCCGUGGUUAUGGCCCGUCGCUGGAGCACAAAAGAGUCUCCGCGGUGGAGGUCUGCGUUGCUCUUGCUCUUCUUCGCUGGGGUGUACGCUUGUGGAGAGACUCCAGAGCAAAUUCGAGCACCAAGUGGCAUAAUCACAAGCCCAGGCUGGCCUUCUGAAUAUCCGGCAAAAAUCAACUGUAGCUGGUUCAUAAGGGCAAACCCAGGCGAAAUCAUUACUAUAAGUUUUCAGGAUUUUGAUAUUCAAGGAUCCAGAAGGUGCAGUUUGGACUGGUUGACAAUAGAAACAUACAAGAAUAUUGAAAGUUACAGAGCUUGUGGUUCCACAAUUCCACCUCCGUAUAUCUCCUCACAAGACCACAUCUGGAUUAGGUUUCAUUCAGAUGACAGCGUCUCUAGAAAGGGUUUCAGACUGGCAUAUUUUUCAGGGAAAUCUGAGGAACCAAACUGUGCUUGUGAUCAGUUUCGUUGUGGUAAUGGAAAGUGUAUACCAGAAGCCUGGAAGUGUAAUAACAUGGAUGAAUGUGGAGAUAGCUCUGAUGAAGAGAUCUGUGCCAAAGAAGCUAAUCCUCCAACUGCCACUGCUUUUCAACCCUGUGCUUACAACCAGUUCCAGUGUUUAUCCCGUUUUACCAAAGUUUACACUUGCCUCCCCGAAUCUUUAAAAUGUGAUGGGAACAUUGACUGCCUUGACCUAGGAGAUGAGAUAGACUGUGAUGUGCCAACGUGUGGGCAGUGGCUAAAAUAUUUUUAUGGUACUUUUAAUUCUCCCAAUUACCCAGACUUUUAUCCUCCUGGAAGCAAUUGCACCUGGUUAAUCGACACUGGUGAUCACCGUAAAGUCAUUUUACGCUUUACGGACUUUAAACUUGAUGGAACUGGUUAUGGUGAUUAUGUCAAAAUAUAUGAUGGAUUAGAGGAGAAUCCACACAAGCUUUUGCGUGUGUUGACAGCUUUUGAUUCUCAUGCACCUCUUACAGUUGUUUCUUCUUCUGGACAGAUAAGGGUACAUUUUUGUGCUGAUAAAGUGAAUGCUGCGAGGGGAUUUAAUGCUACUUACCAAGUAGAUGGGUUCUGUUUGCCAUGGGAAAUACCCUGUGGAGGUAACUGGGGGUGUUAUACUGAGCAGCAGCGUUGUGAUGGGUAUUGGCAUUGCCCAAAUGGAAGGGAUGAAAUCAAUUGUACCAUGUGCCAGAAGGAAGAAUUUCCGUGUUCCCGAAACGGUGUCUGUUAUCCUCGUUCUGAUCGCUGCAACUACCAGAAUCAUUGCCCAAAUGGCUCAGAUGAAAAAAACUGCUUUUUUUGCCAACCAGGAAAUUUCCAUUGUAAAAACAAUCGUUGCGUGUUUGAAAGUUGGGUGUGUGAUUCUCAAGAUGACUGUGGUGAUGGCAGCGAUGAAGAGAAUUGCCCAGUAAUCGUGCCUACAAGAGUCAUCACUGCUGCCGUCAUAGGGAGCCUCAUCUGUGGCCUGUUACUCGUCAUUGCAUUGGGAUGUACUUGUAAGCUUUAUUCUCUGAGAAUGUUUGAAAGAAGAUCAUUUGAAACACAGUUGUCAAGAGUGGAAGCAGAAUUGUUAAGAAGAGAAGCUCCUCCCUCUUAUGGACAAUUGAUUGCUCAGGGUUUAAUUCCACCAGUUGAAGAUUUUCCUGUUUGUUCACCUAAUCAGGCUUCUGUUUUGGAAAAUCUGAGGCUAGCGGUACGAUCUCAGCUUGGAUUUACUUCAGUCAGGCUUCCUAUGGCAGGCAGAUCAAGCAACAUUUGGAACCGUAUUUUUAAUUUUGCAAGAUCACGUCAUUCUGGGUCAUUGGCUUUGGUCUCAGCAGAUGGAGAUGAGGUUGUCCCUAGUCAGAGUACCAGUAGAGAACCUGAGAGAAAUCACACUCACAGAAGUUUGUUUUCCGUGGAGUCUGAUGAUACAGACACAGAAAAUGAGAGAAGAGAUACGGCAGGAGCAUCUGGUGGGGUUGCAGCUCCUUUGCCUCAAAAAGUCCCUCCCACAACGGCAGUAGAGGCGACAGUAGGAGCGUGUGCAAGUUCCUCAACUCAGAGUACCCGAGGUGGUCAUGCAGAUAAUGGAAGGGAUGUGACAAGUGUGGAACCCCCAAGUGUGAGUCCAGCACGUCACCAGCUUACAAGUGCACUCAGUCGUAUGACUCAGGGGCUACGUUGGGUACGUUUUACAUUAGGACGAUCGAGUUCCGUAAGUCAGAACCAGAGUCCUUUGAGACAACUUGAUAAUGGGGUAAGUGGAAGAGAAGAUGAUGAUGAUGUUGAAAUGCUAAUUCCAGUUUCUGAUGGAUCUUCAGACUUUGAUGUGAAUGACUGCUCCAGACCUCUUCUUGAUCUUGCCUCAGAUCAAGGACAAGGGCUUAGACAACCAUAUAGUGCAACAAACCCUGGAGUAAGGCCAAGUAAUCGAGAUGGCCCCUGUGAGCGCUGUGGUAUUGUCCACACUGCCCAGAUACCAGAGACUUGCUUGGAAGUAACACUGAAAAACGAAACGAGUGAUGAUGAGGCUUUGUUACUUUGUUAGGUACAAAUCACAUAAGGGAGAUUGUAUACAAGUUGGAGCAAUAUCCAUUUAUUAUUUUGUAACUUUACAGUUAAACUAGUUUUAGUUUAAAAAGAAAAAAUGCAGGGUGAUUUCUUACUAUUAUAUGUUAGCCUGCAUGGUUAAAUUCGACAACUUGUAACUCUAUGAACUUAGAGUUUACUAUUUUAGCAGCUAAAAAUGCAUUACAUAUUCAUAUUGUUCAAUAAUGUCCUUUCGUUUGUUUCUGAUUGUUUUCAUCCUGAUACUGUAGUUCACUGUAGAAAUGUGACUGCUGAAACUCAUUUGAUUGUCAUUUUUAUCUAUCCUAUGUUAAAUGGUUUGUUUGUACAAAAUAAUACCUUAUUUUAAUUGAAACGUUUAUGCUUUUGUCAACACAUCUUGUAACUUAAUAUACUAGAUGUUAAGGUUGUUAAUGUACAAAAAAAAACACCCUUAUACUCACCUGCGUUUUCGUUUGUUUAACAUUUGUCCAUUAUCGGAUUUCAUUAUCAUAUGAACUUGUCAAAGGGAAACAAACUUUGUCUAAAAAUUUUUCUCUUAUGUUUAACAUACAACGAUGUGAAAUUUAGGCAGAGUUAGAUAAAUUACUGGCAAAAACAAAACUCUUUUAUAAAGAUUUUCUAAUGUUGACUUUAAUACUCUAACAUGGUACAAACCAAAUGUUAAAAUCCCAAGUCAUUUCUUUUUUCAUCUGUAUUUAGCAACAGAAUUAAGUGGAUGAAGAUAUUCUACUAUGCAUUAAAUCUUGAACUUUAUAAAACAUGUACAAAAAUUGUACAAGAUAAGUUCCAGCUGGUAAUGUCUUUCCCUAAUACAGGGUUGCGCUUGUAUUGGACCCUAGGGAUUUGCACUAAAAUUAUAUCAAGGUCUCAGAUGAGCUUAGUGCACAAGCACUAUCACUUUAAAUACUAUUAUUUGCUACCACAGCGACUAUAUAUUUCCAUAGCUUUUGGCUGGGGGCGGGGGGCAUUUUUAUUACAACUUGAAAUUGCUUUGCUGGUUUCAUAUUUAUUUGUUGUAUUUAAGAAAUACAUUGUUGUAAGAGUGAUUUUUUUUCAAUAUAUUUUAUUCCUGGGGGGGAUCAUGCUACACUCUCAAAGAAAAGAAAAUUGAGAAAUCAUUCAGAUCAUCCCCCCUUUCUAAGUAGUGUGAAUUGUAAAACCCGACAUAUUUUUUUUAUUGUCAGUUGCUGUUUAUUUAUUCUUUAGCUGUCUGUUUUAGUAGUUUAAUGAUUGAGUAUGAAAAAUGUAUUUGUGUGUGAUUAUUGCUAUUUAUUAAAUUUUAAGUACUUUGCUGAAUGUCAUUUUAAAGCAUGUUUGAAGUCUUGUGUAUUUGUCUGUGUUAUGCUGUCAGGAAGAACUGACUAAGAUGUUUUAAUAUGUAUCAAAAAUUAAAAUGAUUUUUUUUAUUGCCUUGAGGUACUUUUUAAAUCAAAGUUGUUCUUUAUUGAAUUGUGGUGCAUAUACAAAUUCAGGCCAUAAAAUAUGCAAUAUAUCUAGAAUAAAAAUGAUUAGAAGGAGAUCAUUCCUUAACUGCUUUAUAGUAAAGUAGCAGCUUUUACCAGUACUCGAGGGUAAAAUUUUCUAAGGACUUGAAUAUUACUUUGCUUGAGACUGCCCUUCAGUUGAUGUAUCUCACAAGAUGAGAGAGUUUAAUGGAUUAACUGCAUUUUAGUUGACGUAUCUCACAAGAUGCAGUAACACAGUCAGUUCUCUUUUUAAAUUGUUUUCACAUACAUUUUAGACCCCAUAGUAUAUUCUACUGGCAGAAUUCGGGUUACCAAAUAAUCUUUUACACCCUAGUACUAUACCAUCAAGUAUAGGGCUUUUGGUUUUGUUUUCUAGCAUAUGUUUUAAUUAUUUUAAUUAACUAAUACAUCUUCCUGGUUCAAAUAGUAAAAUGUAAAUUCCUCUUCUAUCCCAACACCCAUCUUUCAGUUCCCUUGAAAGAGACACAUACCAGUACCAGAUCCUUGUAUAUCUCUCUAGAAAUAACCAUAUAUGUACAUAGGCAUAUCAAUGCUAUAUUUUAGUAUUGCAAAUUGUAACAUACUAUGCAUACAUUUUCUGUACUUUUUCUCAAAGGGAAAAAAUACAUCAUUAGAGUUUGAAUAUUAAAAGUAAAAUCAA